UUUAGCCUAUUUAUUAUGGUAUCUCAGAUUUUAAUUUUGUUGCUAAACCGCCAACUGCCAUGUUCAAAUACUUAACCGUUGCUUCCCGCCUUAAUCAAACCCUAAUAUCAAACCACCUAUUCAAGUCCCAAACUCACCAAAUUCUUCAUAAUUUGCUAGAAAAAUGCACUUGUAUGAAACAAUUGAAACAAAUUCAUGCCCAAAUUAUCCUCAAUAGCCUCACUGAUCAGACUCUAACUCUUGGCAAGUUAGUAUCUUUUUGUGCUGUUUCUGAUAAGGGCAAUUUAGACUAUGCUCAGCUAGUUUUUGAUCAAAUUCCAAUACCCAAUAAGUUCAUGUACAAUAGUCUAAUUAGAGGUUACUGUAACUCUAACAAUUCAAUGAAGUCGAUACUUUUAUACCGCGAAAUGAUCGAAUUCGGUCAUUCUCCUAAUGAAUUCACUGUCCCUUUUGUGCUUAAAGCUUGCGGUAAUGAACUCGCGUAUUGGAUGUGCAUGAUUAUUCAUGGUCAUGCUAUAAAGUUGGGUGUUGUGCCACUUGUUUGUGUGGAAAAUGGUUUGAUAAAUGCUUAUGUUACUUCUGGGUUUAUCGGGUAUGCACGGCAAGUGUUUGAUGAUAUGUCUGAUAGAAAUUUAGUUUCGUGGAAUUCGAUGAUUGGUGGGUAUUCUAAAAUGGGUUGGUGUAAGGAAGCGUUUUUGUUGUUUAAAGAGAUGAGGGAAAAGGGAAUGAAGCCUGAUGAAUUUACUUUAGUUAAUUUGCUUUCGGUUUGUUCGCAGAGAUGUGAUGUGAAUGUAGGUAAGUUUGUGCAUUUAUAUGUUGAGAUUACUGGCAUGGAGAUAGAUUUAAUUUUUAAGAAUGCUUUAGUUGAUAUGUAUGCUAAAUGUGGGGAUCUGCAGUCAGCUGAGAGAGUUUUCGAGGGGAUACAUAAUAAGAAUGUGGUUUCUUGGACUUCUAUGGUUAGUGCUUAUGCUAGACAUGGCCUUGUUAAAUUUGCAAGGAUGAGUUUUGAUCAGAUGCCAAUGAAGAAUGUAAUUUCUUGGAACUCAAUGAUUUCCUGUUAUGUUCAGGGAGGUCAAUGCGGAGAAGCUCUAGAUCUAUUCCAUGAGAUGCUUAAUUUGAAAGUAAAGCCGAAUGAGGCUACUUUACUUUGUGUUCUUUCAGCCUGUAGUCAAAAUGGCGAUUUAGUCAUGGGAAAGAAAAUCCAUGAUUAUAUCCACAACAUUAAUAGCACAGAUAUUGUCACUCUAUGCAACUCACUUAUAGACAUGUAUGCAAAAUGUGGUGCUCUUAGGAUUGCCAUCGACGUGUUCAAUGAGAUGCCGAAAAAGAAUGUAGUUUCUUGGAAUGCAAUUAUAGGUUCCCUAGCAUUACAUGGCUGUGGAUCCGGAGCUGUUCAGCUUUUCGAAAAGAUGCAAGUUGAAGGCAUUUGGCCUGAUGAAAUAACCUUCACAGGAUUGCUUUCGGCUUGUAGCCACAGUGGCCUUGUCGAUAGUGGAUUACAUUAUUUUGACAGAAUGAGCUCUGUUUAUGGGAUUAAACCCGAAAUUGAGCAUUAUGCAGGCAUGGUUGAUCUUCUUGGAAGAGGAGGUUUCUUAGACGAAGCGGUUAAUUUAAUAAGAGGAAUGCCGAUGAAGCCUGAUAUUGUAAUAUGGGGUGCUUUACUUGGCGCCUGUAGGAUCUACGGAAACAUUGAGAUAGGGAAACAAAUUCUUAAACAAAUCUUGGAAUUGGAGCGGUACAGUUCAGGUGUUUAUGUGCUUCUUUCAAAUUUGUUUUCUGAAGCUGGAAGAUGGGAAGAUGUUAAGAACAUCAGAAAACUAAUGAAUGAUCAUGAGAUCAUCAAAUGCAGAGCUGUUAGCUUAAUUGAAAUCGAAGGACGUGUUAAUAAAUUCAUGGUUGACGACAAAAGACCUGAAAUUUCGAGCGAUGUGUACUCUUUACUCGAUCAACUGACUGAUCAUCUGAAGUCAGUAAGAAAUUUCUACAUGUCCAGUGAGCUAUCAGAAUCAUGGGAGCUAUAAUGGAUAAAAGCCUUGACAAAGUUACAGAACAUCAGAAUAGACUAGUGCUAACUGUAAGUAUACACUAACUCUUAUUUAUUUGCAAUAUUAUUGUUCUAUUAUUUGUUUACAUGCUAAUGUUUAUUAAAACAUUUGGAUAUCCUUCCUA
This is a messenger RNA of Mercurialis annua (annual mercury), 2169 nucleotides long. Its product is annotated as pentatricopeptide repeat-containing protein At2g22410, mitochondrial-like. Bases 60 to 2021 code for a protein of 653 amino acids. Gene Ontology annotation, biological process: RNA modification. Gene Ontology annotation, molecular function: RNA binding; protein binding. Lineage: Eukaryota; Viridiplantae; Streptophyta; Magnoliopsida; Malpighiales; Euphorbiaceae. The record is from RefSeq and is a predicted model, not a curated record. The transcript has a single exon.